Echinops telfairi (small Madagascar hedgehog) is the source of this 5452-nucleotide messenger RNA. RefSeq names its product sialic acid binding Ig like lectin 1 (gene SIGLEC1). The transcript has 22 exons. NCBI's taxonomy places the organism in Eukaryota, Metazoa, Chordata, Mammalia, Afrosoricida, Tenrecidae. The record is from RefSeq and is a predicted model, not a curated record. The coding region runs from base 106 to 5220 and encodes 1704 amino acids.
CACCAAGAGCUCCCGGUCUUCCUUGCUGUUCUCAGCGACCAGUUCUUCAGCCUCACUGCCACUGCCCAGUGUGCAGCAGGUACUGGACCAGCCCGAGGACCGGUGAUGGGCUUCCCACUCCAAUUCCUUCUGCUGGCCGUGCUCUUCCCCUCAGGCCUGGCCUCGUGGGGUGUCUCCAGCCCCGAGAAGGUGCAGGGCGUGAAAGGGUCCUGCUUGAUCAUCCCGUGCAUCUUCACCUACCCGGCUGACGUGGAGACGUCCAACGGCAUCACGGCUCUCUGGUAUUAUGACUAUGCCGGCAAGCGGCAGAUCGUGAGCCACUCGGAGGACCCCAAGCUGGUGGCAGCGCAGUUCCAAGGCCGAGCGCAGCUGUUAGGGAAGCCGGAGAGCAAGACGUGCAACCUGAUGCUGAAGGACCUGCGGCUCGAGGAUUCGGGCUCCUACAACUUCCGCUUUGAGAUCAGCGAGAGCAACCGCUGGUCGGACAUACAAGGCACCAGGGUCACGGUGACAGAGCAGCCCCUCGUGCCCACCAUUGCCUCGCCGGCCGAGCUGCGAGAAAACACGGAGGUGGAUUUCAACUGCUCCACCCCCUACGUGUGCCUGAAGGAGACCGUCACCCUGGAGUGGAAUGGCCAGGACCUGUCUCGCUCUGUCACCUCCAGCUUCCAACGCCUGGAGCCCACUGGCAUCAGCCACCUGGGUAUCCUCCACACGGUCUUGUCCUGGCAUGACCAUGGCCGGACACUGUACUGCCAGCUCACCAUGGCCGAGGGCAAGGCGCAGGGCGAGCUUCACCUCCAAGUGCAGUAUGCCCCUCGGGGCGUGGAGGUCCUCCUCAACCCCUCAGGGAAGAACAUCCUCCCAGGUGACCUGGUCACACUCACCUGCCAGGUCAAUAGCAGCUACCCGGAAGUCAGAACUGUGCAGUGGGUCAAGGACGGAACACCCCUCCAAGCCAUGGGGCGGGUGCUGCAGUUGCCCCGGGCAACCUGGGCCGAUGCCGGCAUCUACACCUGCCAAGUUGAGAAUGCCGUGGGUUCUGCCGUCUCCACUCCUGUCAGCCUUCAUGUCUUCAUGGCUGAGGUCGAGGUGAGCCCGGUGGGCCCCGUCCUAGAGAACCAGACAGUGACGCUGACCUGCAACACGCCCAGUGGGGCGCGCAGCGAGAUCCGCUACAGCUGGUACAAGAACCAGAUCCUGUUGGAGGGCGUCCACACGCCCACCCUCCAGCUGCACCCCACCUCCAGAGCGGACACUGGCUUCUACUUCUGUGAGGUGCAGAACACACAGGGUACUGAGCGCUCAGGGCCCGUCAGCCUGGUGGUCACCCACCCACCCCUUACGCCAGACCUGACGACGUUCCUCGACACUCAGGUGGGGCUCGUGGGCAUCCUCCACUGCUCGGUGGUCAGUGAGCCCCAGGCCACACUGCAGCUGUCCCGAGGGAGUCUCAUCUUGGCUUCCACCACCGGGAAGAGUGACCACAGGACCCGGUUCAUCGUCUCUUCGGCUCCCAACUCUCUGCGCCUGGAGAUCCGGGACCUGGAGCCAGCUGACAGUGGGACGUACACAUGCUUGGCCACUAACUCACUGGGCAAUGCCUCCUCCACCCUGGACUUCCACGCCAAUGCUGCCCGCCUCUUCAUCAGUCCAGCAGCAGAGGUGGUGGAAGGGCAGGCGGUGACGCUGACCUGCAGGAGUGGCCUGAGACCCACGCCUGACACCCGCUUCUUCUGGUACCGGAAUGGAGCACUGCUCCUGCAGGGGCCCAGCAGCAGCCUCUUAUUCCCCUCGGCCUCCAGCACGGACCAUGCGGGCUCUUACCACUGCCGGGCUCAGGACGCCCACAGCACCAGCGGCUCGUCCUCCACCGCGGUCCUCACCGUGCUCUAUGCCCCACGGCAGCCCGUGCUCACUGCCCGACUGGACCCUGACGCCACUGGCGCUGGGGCCGGACGUCGGGGGCUCCUCUCAUGCCGCGUGGACAGCGACCCUCCGGCCCAGCUUCGGCUGCUCCACGGGGACCACUUUGUGGUCUCUUCCCUGCCGUCGUGUGGGGGCUGCUCCCCGCGCAUCAAGGUGGCUAGAGCCCCCAAUUCGCUGCGCGUGGAGAUCGACGAGCCCACGCUGGAGGAUGAGGGCGAGUACCAAUGCGAGGCCAGCAACGCCCUGGGCAAUGCCUCGACCUUGGCCACCCUCAAUGCCCACGCCACCGUCCUGGUCAUUUCACCAUCAAACGUGCUGCGAGAGGGCAUCGUGGCCAAUCUGACGUGCACUGUGAGCCGAGAGGCCCCCAGCCCCCCAGCCAAUUUCUCCUGGUUCCGGGAUGGGGCACUGUGGGCCCAGGGCCCCCUGGAGACUGUGACCCUGAUGCCUGUGGCCCGGAGUGAUGCGGCCCUCUAUGCCUGCCGAAUCCUCACUUCCACUGAGGCCCAGCUCUCCGCUCCUGUGGCCCUGAAUGUGCUCUAUCCUCCAGACCCUCCGAAGCUGUCAGCCCUCCUGGAUGUGGACCAGGGCCAUGUGGCGGUGUUCGCCUGCACCGUAGACAGCCACCCCCCUGCCCAGCUGUCCCUAUUCCAUGAGGAGCACCUCUUGGCCACUAGUCCGGGCUCCCAGAUCCCAGCCCGUGGCCGGCUUCAGGCCAAGUCCAUGGCCAACUCCCUGCAGCUGGAGGUUCGAGAACUGAGCCUAAAAGACUCUGGUAGCUACCACUGUAAGGCCACAAAUGUUUUUGGAUCAACCAACACCUCCCUCUUCUUCCAGGUCCGAGGAGCCUGGGUCCAGGUGUCACCAUCACCCGAGCUCCAUGAGGGCCAGGAGGUGGUUCUGACCUGCCAGGUGCCCACGGGCGUCCCGGACGGGACCUCCUACGGCUGGUAUCGGAACAGCCAGCUCCUCCAGGAGGCGACCUCGGCCACACUCCGCUUCGCAGCCAUCACUUCGAGCCAAGCUGGAGCGUACCACUGCCAAGCUCGGGCCCCAGGCUCGACCACCACGAGCCUGGCCGCCCCGGUCAGCCUCCACGUAUCCUAUGCCCCGCGUCAGGCUGUGCUCACUACCCUGAUGGACACAGGCCCCGGGCGACUGGGCCUCCUCCUGUGCCGUGUGGACAGUGACCCGACAGCCCAGCUGCGGCUGCUCCAUGGGGACCGCCUCGUGGCCUCCACCCUUCAGGGUCUGAAGGAACCUGCAGGCAGCCCUCCCUUGCUGCAGGUGGCUGUGGCCCCAAACACCUUGCGUCUGGAGAUCCACGGUACCGUGCUGGAGGAUGAAGGCGUCUACACCUGCGAGGCCACCAAUGUCCUGGGCCGGACUUCCACCUCGACCACCUUUGAUACCCAGGCUGUGCGUGUACAGGUGUGGCCUGGGGCCACGGUCCAUGAGGGACAGCUGGUGAACCUGACCUGCCUGGUAUGGACCCACCUGGCCCAGCUCACCUACACCUGGUACCAGGAUGGACAACAGCGUCCGGGGGCCCGCUCCAUCCUCUUACCCAACGUCACAGUCAUGGAUGCUGCCUCCUAUCGCUGUGGAGUGGGGACCCCUGGCCAGGCACCCCGCCUCUCCAGACCGGUCCCCCUGGACGUCCUCUAUGCGCCCCGCAGCUUGCGCCUAACCUACCUCCUGGAGAGCCACGGCGGGCAAUUGGCUCUGCUUCUGUGCACAGUGGACAGUCAGCCACCUGCCCAGCUGAGCCUCAGCCACGCUGGCCGCCUCCUGGUCUCCUCAGCCACAGACUCCACUCCCAACACCCUUCGCCUGGAGCUGCGAGAGCCCCGGCCCAGUGACGAGGGUCUCUACAGCUGCUCUGCCCACAGCCCUCUAGGCCAGGCCAACACAUCCUUGGAGCUGCGGUUGGAAGGCGUGCGGGUGACCCUGGCUCCAUCGGCCACCGUGCCUGAGGGGACCCCUGUGACCGUGACCUGUGAGGACCCUGUUGCCCGCCCACCCACCCUCUAUGCUUGGUACCACAAUGGCCGAUGGCUGCAGGAGGGCCCAGCUGCCUCCCUCUCAUUCACGGUAGCUGCUCGGCUUCACACGGGCGCCUACUCCUGCCAGGCCCAAGAUUCCCAGGGCACACGCAGCUCGCGGCCCACUGCCCUGCGCAUCCUCUAUGCCCCCCGAGAUGCUGCCCUCUCCUUCUUCCGGGACUCGAGGACCAGCCCAGGCACUGUGGUGCAGUGCACUGUGGAUAGCGAGCCCCCCGCUAAGCUGACCCUGUCCCGAGAAGGCCAGGUGCUGGCCACCACCCAGGGGGCUUCUGGCUUGGCAUCGGGGACAGGCUCCAUCCAGGUGGCCCGCAAUGCCCUGAGGCUGCAGGUGCAAGAGGUGUCAGCCGGCGACGAGGACACCUACCUCUGUUCAGCUCGAAACUCGCUGGGCUCGGUCAGCACUACUGGGCAGCUGCGGGUCGAAGGUGUGCAUGUGGUGGCGCAGCCGGGCCUGGACCUGUCUGAAGGCACAGCACUGAAUCUGAGCUGCCACCUUCCUGAGGGCCCCGGGUCCCCGGCUAAUACCACCUUUGCUUGGUUCUGGAAUGGCCGGCACCUACCCGCAGAGCCUGUGCCCAUGCUCACCUUCACCUCCGUGGCUCGUGCCCAGGCCGGGGUGUACCACUGUCGGGUCGGACUCCCCUCAGGGGCUGCCACCUCCGCUCCAGUCCUGCUCCGGGUCCUCUAUCCUCCAGAGCCACCCACCCUGACGGUCUUCGUAGAGCCAGAAAGUGGCCUCCAGGGCAUCCUGGACUGCCAAGUGGACAGCGAGCCGCAGGCCAGCCUGAGCCUCCAUCUUGGCGACCGAUUGGUGGCAUCCAGCCAGACCCGGGGGGCUCCUGCUGACCCACAUGUCCAUGUCUCCGCAUCCCCCAAUGCUCUACGGGUGAACAUGAAGGAGCUGAAGCCCAGCAACCAGGGGGACUAUGUGUGCUCUGCCUCCAAUGUCCUGGGCUCCUCCUCAGCCUCUACCUACUUCGGGGCUAGAGUCCUGCACCGCCUCCAUGUGUUCCAGCAGCUGCUCUGGGUCCUCGGGGUGCUGGCAGGUACCCUGUUCCUGCUGCUGGGCCUGGGAGCCUACUGUGCCUGGAGAAAGGGGUUCUUUCAUAAGCGGCACUUGGGGAAGAAUUCAGUGGAGAUGGUUUUUCCAAAGGAGACCAUGCAGCUCAUCGAUUCUGACACAGCCACAAUUGGGACCUCACACUGUGAUCCAGCGCUGAGCUGACUGGCGGGACUGCUUGCCAUCCGGGAACUGUGACGACUUGGGGGCCGUGAGCCAGGGCUUGGCCCCACCUCUCUCAGUGAAAACAGCUCAGGGACAUCUCUGUGAUCUGGCUGCAAGCCCCUCACUCCCAAGAAAAUCAGGACGUGAGAGGUGGAGCGAACCCCACUCUAUCCAGCAGGGUGCUGUCUGGAUAGGAACCUGGGGGCUCUGAAUGAAUGAACUCACGCAUUAA